AUGUAUAAUCCAUACCAACAGCAACAACAACAGUACGGGUUCAAUCCUCAAGCUACGGGGUUUAAUGGUGGCGGAUUCCAACAACAACCGCCCCAACAGCAGCAACAACAGUUUAACCAGUACGGCCUUCAAUCGCAACAGACUGGAUAUGCUCCGCAACUUCAGCCUCCGCAACUUCAGGGACAGGCAACAGGCUUUUACCAGCCACAACAGCAACAGCAACAACCACAACAGCCUCAGCUCUUGCAAUCUCAACCAACAGGUUACAUCCAAACCCAGCCUACUGGAUUUGGUGCUAGUGCCCCCACCGUCACUGAAAACAAUGAAUUGAAGAUCCCUUCAAUUAGAUUGUCAUUCCUUACUGCUAGUGACCAGAACAAGUUUGAACAUUUGUUCAGAACUGCAGUUCCCAAGGGUGAACAAGCCAUUUCUGGGGAUGCUCUGAGAGAUAUCCUUUUGCGCUCUGGACUUGCUCCAGUGACACUUGCUGAGAUUUGGGCUCUUGCAGACACCAAUAAGUCUGGUUCAUUGUUGUUUCCAGAAUUUGCCUUGAGCUUGCACCUUUGUAACUUGUCCUUGAAGGGUGAACCAUUACCAGGUGUGUUGCCAGAAAAAUGGCUGAAUGAAGUGAAAAGCUUUGUUGAUGCUAUUAGUUUUAGUGUCCCUGAAGACUCUAGUAAGAUUUUGGCAAACACUCCGUUUGCUUCUUUUGGGAACACUCCUGCUGCGUCUGAUUGGUUGGCACCACAGGCAACUGGAUACAACCCCCAAUCCUCUGGUAAUGCACCACCAACGUCAUUCCAACCACAGCAGACGGGAUUCCAACCACAAAUGACUGGUUAUCAAUCACAACCACCACCAACAGGAUUCCAACCUCAACCAACGGGAUUUCAAUCCUCUUUUGGUACAACUCCGGCUUUAACUUCGCAAAGAACAGGAGGGGGAUCUUUGAUUCCAUUGCAACCUCAGCAAACUGCUGGACUUGUUCCUGCUCAGAAAACAGGCCCUUUGCAACCACAGCUGACUGGUUACCAACCUCCUCCUCUUUUAUCUUCGCAAAGAACUGGCAAUGGAUUCCAAAACCAACAGGCACCAAUCGCCUCUCAAAAAACGGGCCCUUUGACUCAACAAGCUACAGGAUUUCAACCUCAACCAACUGGAUUCCAACCGCAAUUGACAGGCGCACCUGCACCUUUACAAUCCCAACCUACUGGUAGACCAGGGGAAUGGGGAUUUGUUUCGAUGCCUACCGGUGGUAUCCCUGGAUUGAAUGCUAUUCAAAACCAUUUCCUCCCUUCUGCUCAAUUGCCAUCUUCUCAACUUCAAGAUGCAAUGGGUGGAGCAUUGAAGACUAAUGUCACCUGGGCCAUCACCAAACAAGAAAAACAGAUUUAUGAUGGAAUUUUUGGCGCUUGGGAUACAAACAAGAAAGGCGCAAUUAGUGGUGAUGUUGCUAUUGGAAUUUUUGGGAAGUCUGGAUUAGGAAGACCAGAUCUUGAAACUAUUUGGAACCUUGCUGAUGCCAACAAUAAUGGUAAGUUGAACAAGGAUGAAUUUGCUGUAGCCAUGCAUCUUGUCUACAGAAGAUUGAACGGUUUUGACUUACCUAUCAGAUUACCACCUGAAUUAGUACCACCAUCGACUAAGUAUUUACAGGACUCGAUGGAUACUUUGAAGAGUUCCCUUAGAUCAAAUAACACCACCAAGAAUGUUAAGUCAACUACCUCAAAACCUACUGCGAAAACCGAUGGUACCAGAUAUAAAAACGACGAUGAUGACGUAGGAUAUGUUUCCAACUCACGCCAUAGAAGAAGAAAUGGUGGUGAUGAAAGCAGUAGCGAUAAUUCAUCAUCUCAUUCUUCACUCUCUAUUGAAGAUUUGAAGAAAUUGAUUAGAGAAAAGAAAAUCUUAUUGGAAGCUAUUGAUGCCGAGGAUCAAGAUUCUGCACAAAGGAAAAGUCAAGAGGCUUCAAGAAACUUAAGUGAAAUCGAGUCUUUGAAGAAAAAGGUGCAAGCGGUUCAAUACCAAUUGGACAAUUCUGCUAGUGGUGUUUCUCAUAACAGCAAGAAGCAAUUGUUAGAGAAGUUGAACACAUUGACUCGUGAUAAGGUUCCUGCCUUGAUUUCUGACAUCUAUGCUAUCAAUCAAAACAUUGUGAAUGCAAAGAUUGAACUUUCUAAGCAAAAAUUAAUGAAACAGAAUCCACAAUGGCAACCUGAUACUUCUGAGGCUACCAUUGUUGGAACAGGUGCAAAUGGUGAGGUUACUGAUCCCGAUAGAAGAAAAUUCAAAUCUAAGCAAUUGUUGAAGCAAAGAAUGGCUGCAUUGACUGGUAAAUCCUAUGGUGGUGGAAACCAAGAUUUAGAUUUGAGUUUGAAGCAAGAUAUUGAACUGGCAAAGAAAGUGAGCGAGGACCAAAAGAGUAUUAUCGCUGACAUUGAAUCUGGCAUUAAGGAAGUGGAGAAUAGUUGUUUCAAUAAUCUCCAAAUUACUAGCAAGGAAGAGAUUGGUGAUACCAAAUGGGAAAAGGGAAAUGGAGUCACCCCAGAAGUUGGCAGAUUCAUUCAAGAAUUGAACAAGUUUGCCGCAUCACAAGUGAACCAAACACAAAGAGAUGUUUCCUCACAUCCCACUCUGAAAUCAGAAUCAUCCUAUAAGCCUGUACCACAAGCGCCUUCCCCUGCACCAGCUAAUGCUACAACGUACAAGAGUGCCGAAGACAGAGCCGCUUAUAUUAAGGCUCAGGCUGAAAAGAGAAUGAACGAGAGACUUGCCAAACUUGGAAUUACAAGAAGAAAGACAUUUGCGGAAGAGUCGCCUAAGCAGGAAGAGCAGCCAAUCCAAAAGACUGCCCCUGAACCUGUCCCUCCUAAAGUUGAAGCUCCAGUCGAGGCCGUAAGAGAGUCUCCAAUUGUCUCGGAACCUGAACCCGCCAAGAAAGAUCCAGAACCGGAGUCAUCGGAUGAUGAUGAUGAUGAAUAUGCCGAGUUGUUAAAGCAGAAGCAGAAAUUGGAAGCGGAGGAAAAAGAACGUAAGUUGAGGAAGAAGAAAGACAAAGAAGCUCGUUUGGCGAAAUUGAAGCAAGAAAUGGAGGAUUUGAAGAAAAAGGAGGAAGAAGACUCCAGCGACGAUGAAUCAGCUCCUGUAACUCUGGUUAAAACAUAUCGUGCAACAUCAAAUACUAAUCCAGAACCUGCUCCAUCCACCAUUGAAGCGCCAACAGCAAAGGAAAUUGAGCCCGUUCCGCAAGUAAGCAAUGGAUCAGUACCAACCGCCACGACUCCGUCUGUUACUGGCACACAUGCUGGUAACCCAUUUGCAAAGAAGGAACCAACUUCAGGUACUUCUUCAAGAGCUAACACUAACCCUUUUUUCAAGCCUUCUGCACCAGCAGCUACUAUUGAUCCAAAAAAGGCUGCUGCUCAAAGAGCUUCUCAAAGAGGUUUGGGUAAUGUUAGCGAUGGUUGGAGUGAUUCUGAAGACAAUGUAAGUGAUGAUGAUGGUCCAAACAAUGCAGGUGCAGCACAGCUUGCAAGCUUAUUAUUCGGAGGAAUGUCACAACCAACUAAGCCCGAUACUCCUCCAGUGGAAAAGCCAAAAAUUCCCGAAGUGGAACUGAAGAGAGAAGAAGAUGAUGAUACUGAUAGCUUCAGUACUCCUCCUCCAGGGAUUUCGACGAGUGUUGAAACUAUGUCUGUUCCCCAACCUGCACAGGUUCCACCACCAGUUCCAUCAGGUAUUCCACCACCAUUACCAGCUUCGAGUAUUCCUGCCCCACCACCACCGCCACCUUCUGGAGCACCACCACCGCCACCUUCUGGAGCACCACCACUUCCACCUUCUGGAGCACCUCCUCCACCACCUCCUCCACCACCUUCUGGAGCACCACCACCUCCACCUCCUCCACCACCUUCUGGAGCACCACCUCCUCCACCACCACCACCACCAACUGCAACAGGAGGGUUACCAGCCCCUGCAGCUCCUUUUGACUUGGGUCCAUUGUUGGGUCAAAUUACCGGAGGUGCAUCUUUGAGAAAGGUAGAUGACAGUGAGAAGCGAAUUGCAGAUGGCUCAACUGUAGGUAGAGUUCUUUAG
This is a messenger RNA of [Candida] anglica, 4095 nucleotides long. The record is from the annotation of a GenBank genome assembly. NCBI's taxonomy places the organism in Eukaryota, Fungi, Ascomycota, Pichiomycetes, Serinales, Debaryomycetaceae.